AUGGCCAUUCAUGCAAUGGGCCAUCGACUUAGUGGGUCCUUUGCCACCGGCGCCGCCAAGAAAGAAAUGAUGAUCGUCGCCACCGACUACUUCACUAAAUGGAUCGAGGCCGAAGCUCUAUCCUCUACUAAAGUAGCCGAUGUAGAGCGAUUCAUCUGGAGAAACAUCAUCUGCCAAUUUGGCUGCCCACAGUCGCUGGUCACUGACAAUGGCUCACAGUUCAUUGGCAAGCAUAUCACCGUCUUCUUUGCGAAAUACAAGAUCAAACAACACAUGUCCACUCCGAGGUAUCCACAAGGAAAUGGGCAGGCCGAGGCAUCCAACAAAGUCAUAUUGGACUGCUUGAAGAAUAGGCUAGAAGGUGCCGAAGGGAAAUUGGUGGAUGAACUCCCCGGAGUACUAUGGGAUUAUCGCACCACCAAGCGAAGGUCGACUGGUGAAACCCUAUUCUCCCUCGCUUAUGGGACAGAAGCGAUCAUCCUUCCUCACAUCACAGUCCCCUCCAUAAGCCUCGAGGUGGGCAAUGUUGAUCAGAACUCCAAGCAAAUGAGGCUCAACCUUGACCUACUUGAGGGCGAAUGUGAGAAGACCAUUAUCCGAGUCGCCUCCUACCAGCAGCAAUUGAAGUCUUACUAUGACAGAAGAGCUAAGGUCAAACAAUUUCAACCAGGCGACCUCGUGCUAAGAAAGGCUUUCAUCACCGCACCAAGACAAGGGUCGAAAAAGAUGAAUCCCAACUGGGAAGGCCCUUAUGUGAUCAGCCGGUCUGAGGGCAGAGGAAUCUACACAUUGGACACCAUGGAUGGGAAGCAAAUACCACGACAAUUGAAUGUUCACCAUCUCCGAAAUUUCUCAUUCCAAAAUGUCUUAUCUGCCCACAAAACACAAACAGUUGUCCAUAAGCAGUGUCAUAAGGGAGACGCAAGGCGACGACCAGAGCGUCCUUCGGGAGACGCAGCCCAUAAAAAGCGUCCUAAGGGAGACGCAAGGUGCGCCAGGAAUUUCUUAAAAGGAGGUCUCCAUGCCUUAUGCGGGAAGUAUCCAAGUUCCUAUCCGUUUCCUAAGGGAAGCAGGAUAGACACGCAGUUGCCCAUAAGCAGCGUCCUAAGGGAGACGCAUGGUGCGCCAGGAAUUUCUUAA
This is a messenger RNA of Prunus armeniaca (apricot), 1140 nucleotides long. The record is from the annotation of a GenBank genome assembly. NCBI's taxonomy places the organism in Eukaryota, Viridiplantae, Streptophyta, Magnoliopsida, Rosales, Rosaceae.